Musca domestica (house fly) is the source of this 3150-nucleotide messenger RNA. RefSeq names its product EF-hand domain-containing protein D2 homolog (gene Swip-1). Lineage: Eukaryota; Metazoa; Arthropoda; Insecta; Diptera; Muscidae. Gene Ontology annotation, molecular function: calcium ion binding. The transcript has 2 exons. The record is from RefSeq and is a predicted model, not a curated record. The coding region runs from base 527 to 1219 and encodes 230 amino acids.
GCAAUAUUCGUAAUUUUGACAUUGUGUGAGACGGUUGUGUCGCGCGGCUGAUUAAAACCAAACCGGACAAACAAAAAAUAACGGAAAAUACGAAACACGGCAUAUUAUUAAACAAUAAAUUAAAAUAAAAACAAAAGAAAGCUAUUGAUUGCAUUUAUUAAAUUACAAUAACAAUUUGGAAAAUAAAAGCUUCAAAUAUUAUUUUCAAAGAAGAUUGAAUUAAAAUCGUGAUCCUUUGGAAAUUAAGGGUGUGUUUUGCUAGUUAUCCCACGGUUACUAUCAUCGCUCGCCGUCGUUGUGUAUCACCAUCAACUCACCAACUGACAAACCUAACCCAGCCCAACAAAAAGGAAUAGCCCACGACAAAAGCAGAGGCAGCAUCUAUUUAUCUACACAACGAAAAAGAAGCUUUAAUAAUAGCCACUUUUCAAAAGUGAAGUGAAUUAACUGACAAAAACAUCAACAUCGCAAAAGGGCAGUGAUAUAUUUUUUAAAAAGUUUCUGUGAUUUUGAAUAGCUUAACAAAAUGUCGGUUUCCUCGAAUGCUUCAUCUGCCUCGUCCGUAUCGGGCGUUACCACCUCAAAUGGUCGUCGUUCUUCCCUGGGUCGCAACAGUGAAUCGGGCACCGGUUCCGGCACCGAUUCCUCGGAGCUGUCACACAUCUUGAAUCGUCGCCAGGUCAUUAUCGAUUCACAGGAGGCAGGCAUUGAGGUGCCACACACCUUCAAGGUGGUCAAUGUCUAUACCGAAUUUCAUGAAUUUUCACGCAAACAAAUCAAGGAAUACCAAAAAACCUUCAACACCUAUGACACCGGCCGUGAUGGCUAUUUGGAUUUAACCGAACUGAAAUAUAUGAUGGAGAAAUUGGGUGCCCCACAAACACAUUUGGGCCUCAAGGAAAUGAUCAAAGAAGUCGACGAAGAUAACGAUGGCAAGAUCUCGUUCCGGGAAUUCCUGUUGAUCUAUCGCAAAGCCCAGGCCGGUGAAUUGGACAAUGACUCGGGUCUGAAUCAAUUGGCUCGUUUGACUGAAAUCUCCGUCGAAGAAGUCGGUGUGAGUGGUGCGAAGAAUUUCUUUGAAGCCAAGAUUGAGCAGCAACUGCGUUCAAAUAAAUUCCAUGAUGAAAUCCGACAGGAACAAGAGGAACGCCGACGCCAAGAAGAAGAGAAAGCCAAUCGGCGUUUAUUGUUUCAACAGAGAGCUGCAAUUUUUCAAUAAAUUACAAAAUGUGGCAGGGGCGGGAUGAAUUGCAAUUGAAAGUGAAACACUAGGCUUGCUUUGAAAUGAAGAGAAAAACAAUUAUUUAAUGUCCCACACACACACACACACACACAGAUAUACAUUUAUAUACAGAUUUUUUAAGCUUUAAAGUUGUGGUAAUAUAUUUUUUAGGUUCUAGAUUUAUUUGUAUGAUUUUUGUUUGUGUACUUCUGUUUCCUUUCUCUUUGUUUUAUACUUUCUUUCGUGGUACACACAUACAUAUAUAUGUUAUAAUAUAGAAUUUAGCAAAACAAUUAGUUAUUAUUAAAGAACAAAAAUACAAAAAAAAUUGAUAGAUUGAUAUUCAUCAUCAGCACAUGUUUAGGGAACUUUAUUCGUCUCAUUCUCAGAAAAAAUAAUCAAAUCGAUUUUAUUUCUAAUUUUCUUAAGGCAUCACAUAAAUUCGAAACUAAUUGGUUUUGUCGUUUUAAUUUAAUAAUAACUAAAUAAAAUAUCAUAAUCAUAGACAUACCACAUAUUUAUCAUAUAAUGUGCUACAUAAUCAUACAAAAAAAAACAUACAUUUUAUAUACAUAACGCGCAAUAAAUCAUUGAUUGCACUGCAUUUGCAUUAAUAUACAAAAUAAAAACUUAUAUAAAUAUACUAUACAUAUAAAAUAAAAACUAUUUCCUAUAUAUAAAUAUUUUUUUCUAAACAAAAAAAACAAUAAUUAUAUAAAAUAUUAAUUGCAAAAACAAAUUAUAAAAGAAAUAAUAAUACUAACAAUUCAUACUUUUACAAAAAUGACUUGAAUAUGCUACAGCCUAAAAAUAUGCAAUUGUAAAGUGGAGAUACCGUCUAUAAUAUAGAUCUAUAAUAUAGAUCUUCUUUAUUUACCAAGUGCUUUUAUAAUGGGAAUACAUAUAUUGUGUUGAAAACCCUUGUAAUAUGCGCCGCAAAAAUGCUAUAAAAUAGAAGUACUUUUCUAAAAAAAAUCUUUUCUUAUUUCCGAUUCAUAAUGGAAAAAAAUAUUCAAACGGCUAACUCGUCUGGCUAUGCCGUAGCCUGGUCAAUUCUCCGCUGGCUUGUCGGAGUAACACUUAACACUUUGAUAUCGAAGUGAACUCUAAAAUAUCCAUCUUUUAAUACAGGGUCUCCCAAAUAUUUUUUCUGAAAAUACUAUAACAAAGAAGUAUUUUCCAUAGAAAUCUUUUCUUAUUUCUUAUCAAUAAUGGAAAAAAUAUUCAAAUACCUGACUUGGCUGGCCAUGCACUAGCCUACACGGCUGGUGCAAUUUUGAAGCCCAGCUGUAUUUCACCAAUGUCUUCACGAAUAUUGUCCUUUAAAGUGUCAAUUGUCUCUGGCUUGUCGGAGUAAUACUUAUCUUUGACGGCACCCCACAAGUCAUAGUCCAAGUGUGUAAAUUCCCAGCUUCAAGGUGGCCAACUGGCACCUGAUUUGUGGCUGAUAGUGCGAUCUUCAAAAACAUUGCGCCAAACAUCGAGUGUAGCUUCGGCUGUGUGGAAACAAAAUGUUGUCGAUAUCCUCCUUCUUCCAUUUUCGUGGACAAAAAAUCAUUAAAAAAUGUCCCAAUUAUGCCUCUGGACCAAAAUUCACACCAAAAUUCUGCGUGCGGGUUUUGUGCCCCAAAUGCGACAAUUUUGCUUGUUUACAUACGGAGGACAAGCAAAAUUGUUUUUUGGACAAAAAAUUAAUCAAAAAUGUCCAAAUUAUGCCUCUGGAAAAAAAUUCACACGACAAUUUUGUUUCUUUACAUACGGAGCUAACGUUGCUUUUCUUCUUCAAAUAUCCGUUUUCAAUUUUUUUAGGAGAUCGAAUCCUGGUAAUCGAACUAAGAGUGUCUAUAUUUUAGGCUGUACCACAUUUAAAAUCUAUAUUGUUCUUUAAAUUAUGUAGCAUUGUGUUAUUUUGUAAUUGUUUUUUUUUU